CGAGGAGCUUACACUCCAAGAGGUAUUUAUGACUGGGUAGGGGAGACCCAGAAGUAGUUAACACACAAAAUGAACAAGAAUGGCAAGCUACUUAGCAUUUAUUGAUUGAAUAGUACGGAUCCCUUAAGUAUCCAGUGACUUUAAAUCACUUAUCUAACCCUGCACGAGUUUAACAAUCUCUCGUAACAAUGAUUAGAUGAUUACAGGAGCCCGUGAUUCAUUCACAGCGGCAGACGAACGCCUAGAAAGGGUUAUUUGAUCUGAUCCCUCAAGUUCCGGAGGCGGCAGGUCAGACGAUCGGCCUCAUGGCAGCCAGGGAAAGCUAAGCGUUUUGGCCAAGGUUACACAACUUGAAACACCGGGACGCCGCCGGGAAGCGGCCGGGCUUCGUCCCUGUGGUGCAAGCCAGGCCACUGCGUGGAGGCCCAGCCUGCUCCGCGCCCGCCCCAGUGCUCGCCAGGCCGGUCGCGCCGCGGCUGCCGGGAGCCAAGUGGCAGCCGGCGCGCGGGAGGCGAUUGCGUGGCCCUCCCUCGGUUCGGCUGCGGUUGCGGCCCCGCGUAGCAAGGCACUUCCGGCGCGUGCCGGGGUGGCCGGAUGACGUGGCUGAGUCAGAGGAAGAGGCUGAGGAGGCGCGGGGGGCGGGGGAGGCUCAGGAGCGGGCGGUGACGGCGACGGCGGUGGCGGCGGAGGAGGCAGCGGCUGGGCUUGGGCCCCGUGCGUCUGUCCGCGCCCCGUGGAUGCGAAUCGGCCGCGGCGGAGGCGGCGGCGGAGGAGGAGUCGGUGGGCCGGCGCCGGGCCGGUGGGGGCGCGGAGGAUGAGGCCGCUGCCUGGCGCUCCUGGCGUGGCGGCGGCCGCCGCGCUGUUGCUGCUGCUGCUGCCCCGGGCCCGGGCGGACGAGCACGAACACACGUAUCAAGAUAAAGAGGAAGUUGUCUUAUGGAUGAAUACUGUUGGGCCGUACCAUAAUCGUCAAGAAACAUAUAAGUACUUUUCACUUCCAUUCUGUGUGGGGUCAAAAAAAAGUAUCAGUCAUUACCAUGAAACUCUGGGAGAAGCACUUCAAGGGGUUGAAUUGGAAUUUAGUGGUCUGGAUAUUAAAUUUAAAGAUGAUGUGAUGCCAGCCACUUACUGUGAAAUUGAUUUAGAUAAAGAAAAGAGAGAUGCAUUUGUAUAUGCCAUAAAAAAUCACUACUGGUACCAGAUGUACAUAGAUGAUUUACCAAUAUGGGGAAUUGUUGGUGAGGCUGAUGAAAAUGGAGAAGAUUACUAUCUUUGGACCUACAAAAAACUUGAAAUAGGUUUUAAUGGAAAUCGAAUUGUUGAUGUUAAUCUAACUAGUGAAGGAAAGGUGAAACUGGUUCCAAAUACUAAAAUUCAGAUGUCAUAUUCAGUAAAAUGGAAAAAGUCUGAUGUAAAAUUUGAAGAUCGAUUUGACAAAUAUCUUGAUCCGUCCUUUUUUCAACAUCGGAUUCAUUGGUUUUCAAUUUUCAAUUCCUUCAUGAUGGUGAUCUUCUUGGUGGGCUUAGUUUCAAUGAUUUUAAUGAGAACAUUAAGAAAAGAUUAUGCUCGGUACAGUAAAGAGGAAGAAAUGGAUGAUAUGGAUAGAGACCUAGGAGAUGAAUAUGGAUGGAAACAGGUGCACGGAGAUGUAUUUAGACCAUCAAGUCAUCCACUGAUAUUUUCCUCUCUCAUUGGUUCUGGAUGUCAGAUAUUUGCUGUGUCUCUCAUCGUUAUUAUUGUUGCAAUGAUAGAAGAUUUAUAUACUGAGAGGGGAUCAAUGCUCAGUACAGCCAUAUUUGUCUAUGCUGCUACGUCUCCAGUGAAUGGUUAUUUUGGAGGAAGUCUGUAUGCUAGACAAGGAGGAAGGAGAUGGAUAAAGCAGAUGUUUAUUGGGGCUUUCCUUAUCCCAGCUAUGGUUUGUGGCACUGCCUUCUUCAUCAAUUUCAUAGCCAUUUAUUACCAUGCUUCAAGAGCCAUUCCUUUUGGAACAAUGGUGGCCGUUUGUUGCAUCUGUUUUUUUGUUAUUCUUCCUCUAAAUCUUGUUGGUACAAUACUUGGCCGAAAUCUGUCAGGUCAGCCCAACUUUCCUUGUCGUGUCAAUGCUGUGCCUCGUCCUAUACCGGAGAAAAAAUGGUUCAUGGAGCCUGCAGUUAUUGUUUGCCUGGGUGGAAUUUUACCUUUUGGUUCAAUCUUUAUUGAAAUGUAUUUCAUCUUCACAUCUUUCUGGGCAUAUAAGAUCUAUUAUGUCUAUGGCUUCAUGAUGCUGGUGCUGGUUAUCCUGUGCAUUGUGACUGUCUGUGUGACUAUUGUGUGCACAUAUUUUCUACUAAAUGCAGAAGAUUACAGGUGGCAAUGGACAAGUUUUCUCUCUGCUGCAUCAACUGCAAUCUAUGUUUACAUGUAUUCCUUUUACUACUAUUUUUUCAAAACAAAGAUGUAUGGCUUAUUUCAAACAUCAUUUUACUUUGGAUAUAUGGCAGUAUUUAGCACAGCCUUGGGGAUAAUGUGUGGAGCAAUUGGUUACAUGGGAACAAGUGCCUUUGUCCGAAAAAUCUAUACUAAUGUGAAAAUUGACUAGAGACCCAAGAAAACCUGGAACUUCGGAUCAAUUUUCUUUUCAUAGGGUGGAACUUGCACAGCAAAAACAAAACAGAAAAAUGCAAGAAGAGAUUUGGGCUUUAACACACUGGGUACUUUGUGGGUCUCUCUCUCGUCGAUGGUUUAAAGUAACAUCUAUUUCCAUUGAUCCUAGGUUCUUACUGACUGCUUUCACCAACUGUUCACAGCAAAUGCUUGGAUUUUAUGCAGUAGGCAUUACUACAGUACAUGGCUAAUCUUCCCAAAAACUAGCUAUUAAAGAUGAAAUAGACCAGCUCUCUUCAGUGAAGAGGACAAAUAGUUUAUUUAAGGCAUUUGUUCCAAUAAAAUAAAUAGAGGGAAACUUGGAUGCUAAAAUUACAUGAAUAGAAAUCUUCCUGGCACUUAGUGUUUCUAUGUUAUUGAAAAAUGAUGUUCCAGAAAGAUUACUUUUUUCUUAUUUUUACUGCCAUCGUCGACCUAUUGUGGGACAUUUUUAUAUAUUGAAUCUGGGUUCUUUUUUGACUUUUUUCCCCCCUAAUCCAACUGCAUCCUUUUUUAAAAAAAGAGAAUUAGAAAAUGUUAAAUCCUGCAUGUAAUAUAUCUGCUGUCAUCUUAGUUGGACCAACUUCCCAUUUAUUUAUCUUAAAACUAUCCCAUUGCAUCUUAAUUCCAUCCAAAGAAGGUACAGUUUGAAGAUAGAGGUGUGUUCUCUACAAUGCAAUUUACUGUACAGUUAGAAAGCAAAGUGUUAAAUGGAAAAGAUACUUGUUUUUAUUAAACAUUUUGAGAUUUAGAUAAACUACAUUUUAACUGAAUGUCUGAAGUGAUUAUCUUUAUUCCUCCCAAGUUAGUCUUACAUCUUUUUUGGGUUUGAAUGAAGGUUUUACAUAAGAAAUUAUUAAAAACAAGGGGGGGUGGGUAAUAAGUGUAUAUAACAUUAAAUAAUGUAACGUAGGUAUAGAUUCCCAAAUGCAUUUGGAUGUACAGAUUGACUACAGAGUACUUUUUUCUUAAGAUGAUUGGUGUAGAAAUGUGUGAAUUUGGGUGGCUUUUUACAUCUUGCCUACCUACCAUUGCAUGAGACAUUGGGGUUUCUUCAAAAUGUGUGUGUCAUACUUUUGGGAGGGGGGUUGUUUUCUUCUCUUUAUUUCCUGAGACUCCUACAGGAGCUAAAUUUGUAAUUUAGAGACAUUUAAUUUUGUUAAUCCUGUCUGGGACACUUAAGUAACAUCUAAAGCAUUAUUGCUUUAGAAUGUUAAAAUAAAAUUUCCUGACCAAAUUGUUUUGUGGAAAUAGAUGUGUUUGCAAUUUAAAGAUCUCUGUCUGUUCAAAAGGCAAAAUUACUGAAUGCCAUUUAAAAAAAUAUACUAUGGACUAUGCUACUCUCAUACGGGGGACCCACACUUUAAAAUCUCCAGACUUGCUUACAUCUAGAUUAUCCAGCACAAUCAUAAAGUGAAUGACAAACCCUUUGAAUGAAAUUGUGGCACAAAAUCUGUUCAGGUUGUUGUACCAUGUAAAGUGGGGAUGGGGUAAAAGUGGUUAACUUACUAUUGGAUCAACAAAUAAAGGUUACAGUUUUGUAAGAGAAGUGAUUUUAAUUUUGAAUACAUUUUUCUGGAACUAUUCAUAAUGUGAAGUUUUCCUAGAACCACUGAGUUUCUAGUUUAAUAGUUUGCUAUGCAAAUGACCACCUAAAACAAUACUGUAUAUUGGUAUUUUUAGAAAGAUUCAAAACAUCUGUAUUUAAACCUUAAUAUGAAAAUCAUGCGGUUAAUAGUUACACAAGAUGUUUUCAUUACAAAAUAUGUAAUCCUAUAUUGUAGCAUGUAAGUUCUAUAAAAGGUGAAAAGUAUGAUUUCUUACCACUUAAGUAUGAUUAUGAUAUGAUCAAACAGAUUGGAUCAGAAGCUGUAGAUAAAUCCUCUUCUUAAGCCAAAAUGGUAUAUUAAAUGUAAUUUAUUGGUUCUUCCAUUUUCUCAUCCUUCUUUAAGAUGUUAGAAAAAAGAAACUACAAGUUAAUAUUUAGUUGCUUAUAUAACAUUUUAACUAUAUAUAAAGUACUUUUUUGGUUUCCUUCUCACCACUUUUGUUCAAAAAGUACUUUUAACAUACCAAUACAUAGUCUGUCUGAUGGGAGUAUAAAUUGGACAGUAAGCUUUUGUCUUAAUAAAAGGAAAUUUGUUUCUCAUGAAUCUUGCAGGGAAGAUGUAGGGUUUACUGAAAAUAUGUGGGUUAAAUGCUUUCAGGUACACCAAUUCUUUCUUCUAAAUUGAGCUCUAUUUGAAGUUCUUUGAAAUCCAUGGUGAAAAAUAAUUUUUAAUUUUCAAAUACAUUAAGAUCAUUACAGUGAAUAUUAAUCACCUUUAAAAGUCUUUUAGAAAAGGACUUUUGUAUUGUUUUUGGCUGCAUAGAGGGGUGAGUGUGUGUGUGUGUGUGUGUGUGUGUGUCUUGAAGAAGAUGUAAUUCACAAAUAGUUUAGCUCCCUAGCUCUCAGUUGUAGAAUAGAAAAUAUAACAUUAUUUAAGUUACUUGAAGGGUGAGGUUUUUAUACCCCACUAAUGCUUUUUAUCUCUCUCAUUUGUUAACAUUAUUUGCUUAAUUUCUUUCAACUGAGACUUGGAAUAAUACUAUCAAAAACUAAGGCUAAACAUUCCCCAUGUAUCUUUAAGCAUGCUUCUCCUGAAAUUUAACUGCAUUAGUAGUUGACAUUUUUAUACAUAAGUCCUAAUACCAGAGUAGGAUGAGGUGGAAAUGUAAUGGCUUGAGGGAUGGUGAAGCAUUCUUUUAGCAUUAUAUAUCUUGUUGGGCUCCUAGAUUGUACUGGGGUUGCCCAUAAAUCAAACCCCAUACUCUUAGAACUCAUUAUAUUGUGAUAUCUGAACCUAAUGAAUGGUAUGCUUGGGUGUUUUCCAUUGCGAGUGGGUGGACCUCUUUAUAAAGUUGGUUGCUGCAAAAUACAGUUCUUCCAAAAGCCACUUUAUUUAGGGUUUAUUCACAAAUAAUAUCCAUUUCGAUAUAGUGUUUGUUUUCUAAUGUUUAUUAAUCACGUUAUACCAAAUGUCUUGCAAAGAAAUGUUAUUAAAACCUUGAAUUUUUACAACUGUGAAAAACAAAAAGUGUAUUAAUGUAUAUUUGUUCAGGAAAAGCUACAUACCGAAGGGCUUUUGUAUAUGAAAUCUGCAGUGGGGAAACCCAUUUGUAAUCUAUAUGGCAGUUCUAUCUGGGUUUUAAGUUUAGAUGUCACCAUGUCUUAGUGCUUCAUUCUAUUGAUUUAUUGGAACAUGUAAUAAAUAGGAGUAGUGAUGUAUUAAAACACAAGUAUUCAUUAAUGUUUUAUAUCUUCACUAAAAUUCUAUAGUUAUUAAGCUGUAUUCCAUCAAUCAAGGUGUUAUAUUUCCGUCAGAGGAGCAAAAACUUUAAGAUUAUUUGGAAGUGUGUACAGAAAUAAAUUAGACUUACAAGUAGGGUAGAUGAGAAAGUUAACAUAUGUAACUGCAGAAAUUUGUAAGACUUAAAUUCAGUGUGAGGAAUAACUCUAGUUCUCUCUUAAGAGCAUUUCCUAAAAGCCAUCUGAUUUGACAUUCUUACUGGAGCUGUAGACAGAAAUCUACAAAGACAAAAAUAAACAAAAUUAAGUUCUUACUACACUGUGAGGAAUGGAAAUAAUUUGUGAAGUCUGCUUAUUUUGAAGAAUUGGUGAACUAGGCUUGGUGAUUGGUAACUGCAGCAUAGUGUGUGUUUACUCCAGUUUAUCAUCUUAGGUCAAUUGAAAGUUUUAAAAGCUUAAGGCAAGGAAGAAAUGACAUGGAAUUCUAUUGGAAGGACAACAACAUUCUUGGAAAAGCAGUUCCAGUUGGCUUUUCAACUGUGUCAAACUUGAAUGUAUAAAUCCCCACAGAGCAUGGACAGUCGGUGCAGAGUUCCAAGGAAACAAUUACUGCCUGAUGAUCACUUCCAUUUUGUAUACACGCUUUGGUUCAUAUAGGCCGUAUUCCAACUGGCUUUUUAGUAAUAGAAGUCCAGUAUAUAAUGUAUCAAAAACAGUUGAGGUUCUAAUCUAGUGUAUUAAUUUAUCUGAAUUUGGAUUUUUUUAAAGUAAUAAAAAGUUAAAUGUA
Molecule: messenger RNA, 6698 nt
Organism: Callithrix jacchus (white-tufted-ear marmoset)
Lineage: Eukaryota; Metazoa; Chordata; Mammalia; Primates; Cebidae
Gene: TM9SF3
Product: transmembrane 9 superfamily member 3
Biological process (GO): protein localization to membrane
Cellular component (GO): membrane
Source: RefSeq, a predicted model, not a curated record